UCUGUCCUUGUUACUGUACUUUCGUUCUAGAAAAUACAUUGAAAUAUCGAAUUACUAAAUUAUUUUUUUCGAUGUCAUCCGAGUCCGUGACUGCGGAGAAAGCGGAAGUAGCCUCUAGCUGGUUCAAGUUUGACAAAGCAGGAACGUGACCUCUCAGUCCGCACAAAGUGUUGGCAGUCGUCCCUCUGUCUAUCACCCCUGCCUCCAUCACGUGAUUGCCACUUCGGCCCCAGAAAACAAUCAUUCUCAUUUCUCCGACUGCAGCCGUAGGGACUCGUACUGCAUUUGCCAACCGCUCAAGACCUAUUGUCUUCACUGGACAUCGUGCAGGACGUAGAUAUAACGCCUUUAAAACAUCAUAAAAAAUAUCGAAAACCUUUAGUGAUCCAGGUCACGUCAGGACAGGUCAAGACAGGCGACGACAGAGUCCACAGUGAACUGACACACCACCAUGCCUUUCACCUCUCGCAGCAAACUUUACAUUCUGGGAUAUGCAGGCGUUGUCCUGGCAACCGUUGCUGGUUCCGUUGGACUGGGCGCUCCGGGUUGGUUCAUCAUAAGACGUGACCCCAUCGAGAUCUUUUUUGGUCUGUGGCAAGCUUGUGCCCGAAGUUAUGGACAUUUUGAGUGUACUUACAUUGACUACACAUCAUUCGAUCAAUUUAUGAAGAAAAUCCAGUCUGCGGCGUGCAUCGGGGUGGCCCUCCUGAUCGUGUCUACUCUGUACGGAUUGUUUGUCAAUAUGUCGUCUACAGAUUUACCAUCAUCACCCAUAGUCGAGACAACAGCAUUGUUAGGGGGUAUCAGCCUUUUGAGUGGCUGCAUAAUGUGGGUAUUUUAUAGGAACUUGUUUUCCGCCGAACUUCUCUCUGAUAUUGUCAGUUUCGGGUACGCCAUGAUAAUAGCCACCAUCGGCUCUGUCCUCGCUCUUCUGGCGUCCGCCUGUGUGGCAGUAGCAAGCCGAAGAGCCGGGUCCUACCAGAUCCUGUCUUAGAUGAAGAGACUGGACUUGACCUUUGUAUCACAUGUAUUGUUUGCUUAUGUCUUUUGUUUGGUUAAUGGCUAGCAGUAUUAGAUAAAUCUAAUUACAGUUUUUCUGCACUAGAAAUUUUCAUUGAUCAUCCUCAGCUCGCAUGUGAAUCCUAACCAGACACAGUCUUUGAGUUUUCGGCUUCCUUUUGUUGUUCUUGCGGCCCUAUGCUCCUCGAGGAGUAACAAGGACUAAACUUUGUUGCUCUUUCUGAAAAGUUUUGAAUAACGUGGAUAGCUUUUAUACAAGUCGACUGUGUGUCUUCGAAGACAGUAGAAAAUGUCACCUAAACCUGUUUUUCUCAGUCUCAUUGUUCUCUCUCACUGGGCUGUGGGCAAGUGUGAGUUAAAUAAAAUUUUCGCAAAAGCACGCUAAAGAAUUUUGUUUGCAUUUUUGCCCAUCCACUACUUUUGAAAACAUUGGAUUAUUUGUACCUUGUACAUUUGUAUUUCUUUACCUUGCCGGCCUAGUAUCUUUGACAUUGAUGUCACCGGUGUCAUAUUGUUCACUUUUAAUAAAACAACAUCUAUAAAUCUUA
Messenger RNA from Pomacea canaliculata, 1568 nucleotides. RefSeq lists its product as uncharacterized. Bases 452 to 994 code for a protein of 180 amino acids. Gene Ontology annotation, cellular component: membrane. The record is from RefSeq and is a predicted model, not a curated record. The transcript is spliced from 4 exons. NCBI's taxonomy places the organism in Eukaryota, Metazoa, Mollusca, Gastropoda, Architaenioglossa, Ampullariidae.